AUGCCGAAGCUCUCCUCUCACGCGUUCGCGUCGUCGCUAGCCCGCCAGGUCGCUCGUUUCUUCGCAGCGUCAUCGCACCCAGCAGAAGCAGCGACGGCGGGUGUGACGGCGGGUACGGCGGCGGGUGCCGCGGCGGCGGCAUCGCCUGUUCCCAAGCAGCAGACGCUCCGCGCUGCGGCGGCGACUUCUCACUGGAACGAGCUCUGCGAGAGCUCGUCUGCAUGCAGCGGCAGCGGCAGCGCUCGCUCGCUUCAUGGCCAGGUGAACGUGCGACUGCCGUCGCAGCCGCCGCCGUCGCAGCCGCCGCUGUCGCCGCCGCCGCUGGCGCCGGCGCCACAGCAGCAGCGGCAGCAGCCUUCCUUCACUCGCAUCAGCACGACGAGCAGCCUUACCACCACUCGGGGCGUCGCCUCGGAUGCUGCGGCGCAGAAAACGGCGAGCAGGGCAGCGGCGGCGCCGCCGCCGCCCACGAAGGAGUGGCACCUGGUGCCGCUGGGGUACCGCCCCGCGCACGCCGUGGCGCUGCAGGAGCGCAUCGAGGAGAUGUGGGAGUUGCGCGUCGGGCGGGAGGCGCGGGAGGGAGUGGAGGGGAGGGUAGAAGGGAGGAAUAGGAAGAGCGAGGGGGCGGAGGAGAGCGGCAAGGAGAAGGAGAGGCGCGAGCUGGAGGCACUGAAUUGGGCGUUCAGCCAGCUUCCCGUGUCCGUGUUCCCCUGCCAGCAUAAAGAGCUCGAGGUGCCCUCAAACGCCCGUCUGUCGGACGCCCUUCGCGUACUGCAGCAAGCGGGCCUCACAGCGGCGCCCGUCAGGGACGUGGCGGUGGGGGACGAUGCGCCCUUGCAGCAGCGCUACCUGGGCAUGGUGGAUGGCGCGGGCAUCGUGCUGUGGGUCAUGGGGCAGCUCAACCAAUCUUCCAUAGAGGUCCGCAUGGCGGCAUCAGCAGGGGGGGGACUGGCAGGAAUGGCGUUUGGAGGGCUGGGGGCAGCAGCACUGGGCGCGCCAGAUGUUGCCACGCUGGCAGCCAUGUGGGCGGGAUCGAUGGCGGGAGGGCUGCUGGGCGCCACGUCAGCAGAGGCGCCGGGGGAGGGGGAGGCGGGGGGAGGGGUGGAGCGACUGAGGGUGUCUGCAGGGGGGUUGGAUCGGCUGUUGCAGGGCAACGUGUUUCAAACUGCCAAGGUGUCAGACCUGGAGGGUUCCUUCCGCUGGCGAUCAUUCCUGCCCCUCUCCACCUCCAACUCUGUCCUCUCCCUCAUGCUCCUCCUUGCCAUGCCCCACCGCCCUCAAGUCCUUCCCAUCGUCACCUACCCCUCCACCUCCUCCUCUCCCUUCUCCUCCUCCCCGUCCUCCGCCUCUCCCACCGCAUCUCCCGAGCCUGCAGCUGCAGCUUCGUCAGCAGGCUCGGGGCUAGCCCCAGUGCCGAGCCUGUCAGCUCUGGUGUCGCAGGCAGAUGUGGUGAAUUUCCUGGCGGAGUGUGACGGGCAGCCAUGGUUCGAAUGGGUGGCGGGGAGGAGUCUGCAAGACAUGGGGCUGCCAAGAAUGGGUGCAGAAUCGACUGUCAAGGUGGAGGAAUCGGAUCCGGUAAUGGAGCCGUUUCGUCUGAUGCUGCAGCAUGACAUUGGUGGAGUGCCCGUGGUGGCGCCGGGGACCAAUCGCAUCACGGCAAAUGUCAGCGCGAGGGACGUUCUGCAGCUGCUUACGUCACCGCACCUUGCAGAGCAACACCACCUCAAGCCGCUCACAGUGGCAGAUCUGGUGCACGACGCGCAGCGCCCGCAUCACGGAGCUGCUGACGUCAUCUGGCCAAUCAUGGUGCCGCCCGUGACGUGCCGCCCGUCCACGCCACUGCGCGAGGUGAUUCACGCGUUCCGGGUGGCACGCGUGCACCGCAUUUACGUCACACGAGAGGAGGAAGGAGGAGAGCUGCUGGGAGUGGUGACGCUGAGGGAUGCAAUCAGACGAUUCCUGGUGAUCCACGCGUUCCGGGUGGCACGCGUGCACCGAAUAUACGUCACACGGGAGCCAGAAGAGGGGGUGGAAGGAGGAGAGCUGCUGGGAGUGCUGACACUAAGGGAUGCAAUUGGGAGGUUUCUGGUGCGGCAAGAGGAGGGAGAGAUGAGGGGAGAGAAGGUAGAGGAACCGGUUCCGACCAGCACUGAGGUUGGCUCCGAUGGUCUCAACCUGUAG
Messenger RNA from Closterium sp. Naga37s-1, 2181 nucleotides. The record is from the annotation of a GenBank genome assembly. NCBI's taxonomy places the organism in Eukaryota, Viridiplantae, Streptophyta, Zygnematophyceae, Desmidiales, Closteriaceae.